AUGCAGAUACCUGUUACAAAUAAAAAAGUUUAUGUUGCCCUCGAGUUUGAAGCUUUCAUCCUAACAAAUUGCCCAAUAGAGUUCACGGGCGGGAGAAAGGAGCCUAAGGAGUUCAGUCACACCGCCGACGGCCAUCUUCAACAACGCCGGCGUCUGUGUUUCUUCUUUACUUUUCCCAUUUGGAAUAUUGGAGCAGCAAUGGAAGCCGUGAGACCUAAGCUUGUGUGUGUGGGAGUGAGAGAGAGUGAAGAGGAUUAUAGACCUUACUAUUGCAGGGCGGCAACAGGUGCAAUGAGGGUCGCCAUGAGCAAAACAUGGUGGGUUGGCUUGACCGCAUAUCUAAAGACGAGGGGCUCUUGCUGCCCAUGGCUUUGGGUCUUGAAUGAACAGAUGCCUCUACAGGAUAACAAGUGCCGACCUUCAUUACUGGGUUGGGCACAUCUUCAUCUGGAUCUGUCCAUUUUAGCUGAAGUUGAUGAUCUUCAGUCAAGACUGAUGGCUCCUUAA
Molecule: messenger RNA, 507 nt
Organism: Striga asiatica
Lineage: Eukaryota; Viridiplantae; Streptophyta; Magnoliopsida; Lamiales; Orobanchaceae
Source: the annotation of a GenBank genome assembly